Pseudoliparis swirei is the source of this 1898-nucleotide messenger RNA. It is a transcript of the gene anxa3b, whose product is annotated as annexin A3b. The record is from RefSeq and is a predicted model, not a curated record. The coding region runs from base 562 to 1575 and encodes 337 amino acids. NCBI's taxonomy places the organism in Eukaryota, Metazoa, Chordata, Actinopteri, Perciformes, Liparidae. Gene Ontology annotation, cellular component: cytoplasm. The transcript has 13 exons. Gene Ontology annotation, molecular function: phospholipase inhibitor activity; calcium-dependent phospholipid binding; calcium ion binding.
UGAUCGCAGUCUGUGUGGAUGUACACGGAGUUAUUCUCUGUGUGUUUCGUGUUUGUUUUGUUUGUGUGCUUAAAUGUGCUUAUCGAGGAAAUGGCAUUUAAGUCUGCAGCGGUCGACAUUACAAUGUUGUAGUUUUCAUGUUCUGCAGUUCUAGUCACGUACACGUGUCCACACAAGUAUGAAGGCUUGGUCGACCUUUUUUGUGUGAUAUUUUUUGUAUAUUAUACACGGUAGACAUGCAAACACCUGCACACAUAUUAACAUAUAUAUGCACAUACCUGUAUACCUUAAUACAUGCACACACAUCCAUAUUGUUAAUGUACCCCCCUCUCACUGUUAGGCUUGGUCGACCUUUAACUGUCAAGUUCACGUAAGUUAAAAGGGAUUCAUAUGACUAUAUUUAGAAGAAAGGAUGAGUUUAUUUUAUCCAAAGUGGAUGCCAAACUCGCAGGCAUUGAGUCAGAGGAUGAGAGUGAAUCCUGAGCAGAACUGCUGAGGAAAUGUGUGAUACUGAUACUGUGAGCUUUUACAUCUCCCCAGUUUGAGACUUCAACCACAACAAUGUCUGUCUGGGACGACUUGGACCUACUCUUGGACUCCCCCUCCUCCCUUACUGUGACAUCCAGUGCAAGAGGAACUGUGAAGGACAAGGCCAACUUCAAAGUGGAAGAAGAUGUGUCUGCACUAAGGAAAGCCAUAGAGGGCGUUGGUACAACAGAAAAGACACUAGUUGAGGUGUUGACCCAAAGAAGUAAUGCUCAGCGUCAGCUUAUUGCCAAGGCCUACGAGAAAGCCACAGGCAGGAAAUUAGCAGCUGACAUAGAGGGCGACACCCACGGAGACUUUGAGGAUGUGCUGGUCGCCCUGGUAACCGAUCCUGCCAUCUACGACUGUCGGGAAGUCAUCAAAGCCAUCAAGGGAGCAGGGACCACCGAGAGCACGCUGACCGAAAUCUUUGCCUCGCGAUCCAACAGGCAGAUCAAGGUCUUGUCUGAAGCAUACCUCGCGGAAACUGGAAAAUCGAUGAUUCAUGAUCUGCAGUCGGAGGUCGGGGGAGAUUAUGGCAAAGCACUGCUCAUCUUGGCUGAGGGGAAGAGAGAUGAGAGCACCAAUGUGGAUGCUGCCAAAGCUAAAGCAGAUGCUAAGGCCCUGUAUGAAGCAGGGGAAAAGAAGUGGGGAACUGACGAGGGGGCGUUUAUUGACGUCUUGUGCCACAGGAGUAUUCCCCAGCUUCGACAGACUCUGGUAGAGUACAAGAAUAUUAGUAAGAAGACUCUACAGGAGAGCAUUGAGAGCGAGAUGUCUGGAAACUUGGAGAGUCUACUGGUGGCAGUUGUUAAGUGUGUGAAGAAUGUUCCUGCAUACCUGGCUGAGAGGCUUUUCAAGAGCAUGAAGGGUGCGGGGACCACAGAGUCCGAUCUGACCAGGAUCAUCGUCAGUCGCUCAGAGCUCGACCUGCUGGACAUCAGAGCAGAGUACAAGAAGCUGUUUGGAUCUUCCCUCUACACCCAGUUAGAGUCUGAGGUUUCCAGCAGUUAUGGCGACACCCUCAAGAGUCUUUGUGGCCAAGACUAACUGCUUCCAACUCCAGUGAUGAGCAGCAUGUGGCUGCAAGAGGACGACCGGUCACUUUCCGACAGUAUUAUACAUUUGAACUAACCGUCUUGAAAUGCUUUUGAAUGUGGGAUCCAGUAAUUUUCAACUGUGCUGUGCAGACUGAUUAACGCACACAUACAGAUUUAAGAAGUGCAGAUAUGAAAAUGCUGUCAAAUGUAUUUUUGAAUUUAUAGACAUGUUUGUAUUCCAUGUGACUGCUACCCCUCAGCUCCACAUUUAUACUCCAGCAUAUUGUAACGCAAAUAAACGGUCAUAACUUUCAAAUAAAAAUUAAGAAAAUA